Trypanosoma grayi is the source of this 993-nucleotide messenger RNA. Its product is annotated as putative 40S ribosomal protein S33. The coding region runs from base 1 to 993 and encodes 330 amino acids. The transcript has a single exon. Lineage: Eukaryota; Euglenozoa; Kinetoplastea; Trypanosomatida; Trypanosomatidae. The record is from RefSeq and is a predicted model, not a curated record.
AUGAGUGUACCACUGGAGGCACUCAUUCAGGCGCUCGCCAUAUUGCAGCAGGCGAGCGCGCUGGAUCUUGCAGGGGAGAAUGAGGCGGCAGUGGAGAUGUACAGCGGCGCUAGAAGCGAACUAGACGCCGUCGCACCGUACCUUCCUCGCGAGCACGGCGACGUGGUGCGCCGCAACGCGGACGGCAUCAAGCGCCGCAUUGAUGAGAUCAAGAAGGAACGAUGGGUGCAGGAGCGGCGGAGCGAGUUCCCCACGUUUCCCGUAGAGUACCUGCCGCAGCCCGUCCCCGCGGAGGAGUUUAGAGUCCCGCUCAACCCCACACUCCGCGUGUUGUGGCUUAUGCGGCUGCUGCAGCGCUCCAUGCGGCACGGUGCCUUCAUUGCACCUGAUCUCUUCAUUGGGAAGGAGGUGUGGUACCAGAGUGGCGGCGGUGCAGCGCUGACGCACACCGGGCCGAAGAUCCGCUACCUUGCUGCUCUCUGCGAGGCGAUGGAGAAGCUUCGGGCGGCCGCAGGGGCGGCGCUCGACAGGGUCGAUACUGUUUCGAGAGCUCUACAGAAGUACCUCACUACUGCGGAGGAGCUCACGGCGGCACUGGAGGCGGAGAUGGGAGUACGCGCGGAGGGGGCGUCACCGCGCUCGAAGUUAGAGCGUGGCGUGCGGGGCCUGUUCCAGAAGGGGCAGCAGAAGCUGCGGACGUGGAUGAAUCAGGAACCAAACGUCGAGCUGUGUCUCAUUUGGGCAGUCAACACACUCGAGCAGGCGCAGAUGUUCGAACGGUGGAUGGUACAUUAUUCCCACCUGCACAAUUCCCCCGGCGCAGCAGAGAUUCUGGGACUUCUGCACCGCGUCGUUGCCGUGCUGUACGCCGGCCCGUGCACCUUCCUUCUGCGUGACAUGGCCGUUCUGGUGGAGCGGCACCAAGAGAAGUGCCGGAAGAGUGCCACGCGCCUGCUGCCACUGAAUGUGAAACUGGAGAGCACCUCGAGUUAA